Molecule: messenger RNA, 2928 nt
Organism: Vavraia culicis subsp. floridensis
Lineage: Eukaryota; Fungi; Microsporidia; Pleistophoridae
Product: ubiquitin-activating enzyme E1
Exons: 1
Coding region: 1-2928 (975 amino acids)
Biological process (GO): protein sumoylation
Cellular component (GO): SUMO activating enzyme complex; cytoplasm
Molecular function (GO): SUMO activating enzyme activity
Source: RefSeq, a predicted model, not a curated record
AUGCAAACAGACGCCACGGGAUCAUCAAUCAACGAAUCUUUAUACUCGAGACAACUGCUUGUACUUGGACCAAAAGCUCAUGUAAAAAUGAUGCAGUCGAAGGUUUUGAUAGUUGGAAUGAGCGGGCUCGGCCAGGAAAUAGCCAAAAAUCUGAUACUAGCAGGGAUAAGGACAGACAUCUAUGAUAAUUCACUGGUACGGAUGAACGAUUUGAACACAGGGUUUUAUUUUCAAUCGCAGAAUGUGGGCCAGAGGAAAGAUGAAAGCGUUCUAAAUGCGCUAAAAGAAUUGAACACGUAUGUGCAUGUGGGCAUCUGCGAUAUCAUGGAAAACGAAGGUAUGAGAGAGGAUGUUCUCAAGAAUUACACCCUGCUCGUACAGGUAGAUGCGGACCUGCGGAAACAGGAGCGUGCAAACGAGGCAACGAGGCGGUGCAACAUUGGGUUUAUCGGGUGCAUGCAAAAGGGAUUAGCUGGAUGUGUGUUUAACGACUUUAUACACUUCACAACACGAGAUGUAAACGGAGAAAGUCCCAAGCUGGGGAGCGUGACCAAUAUAUCGUACGAAAGAAAGGAUGAUGAAUAUACGGAAGAUCUUAUCGAGCAACAUCGUAGGGACAAAAAGCAAAAAACAGAGGAGCACAAUGUGUACACGUUGCGAACAGUGGAUCGGCACAAUUUUGAGAGCAGAGACCGUGUUAAGGUCGGUGACUCGGUUUUCAGUAUUACGGUGAUAAAUCCAUUUGAAUUCCAAAUUUGUACGACAGGUACGGUUGAAGGCGAUACGUAUGAGGAGAUUAAGAAAACAAAGGUUUUUGAAUUUAAGAGCCUUGCUGAGUGUGGAAAAGAGGAAAACGACGAUAUAUUUAAGUUAUUUUAUACACACGCACUUUUUAGAGAUGAACAUGGAAGAGAUCCUUUUCCACGUGAUGAAUCAGACAGAGAGAAGUUCUUGGAAAUUUAUGAGAAAAACUACGGCAAAGCGAGCAGUGAGUUACCUGGAUUGUUUGCUGAGACAUGUGCAGCUGCAUUUAUGCCUAUUGUAAGUAUUUUGGGUGGGUACGUUGCGCAGGAAGCGCUCAAACUCUGUUCAGAACGUUUCAUGCCGCUGCUCCAGUUCUACUUCUUUAAUUCGUACGAUUUGCUCCUGCCAGAUCUUUUCAGCGACAAAACGGAGGAGGAAAGCAACAAGGACAAAAACAAAAACGUGGAUUUAGAUGACUACAAGCAUGAAGACAGCAAGUUUAGAGAUCUUGUCGUGUUAUUUGGUAAUAGAAAACUGGAUCAGAUACUAAACGCCAAGAUCUUCCUUGUUGGUGCCGGAGCAAUAGGCUGCGAGCACCUAAAGAACCUGAUAUCUGAUGUUACGGUGACAGAUAUGGACACAAUUGAGGAGAGCAACCUCAAUAGGCAGUUUUUAUUCCGCAAAAAGGAUAUUUCUGAUUUCAAAAGUGCUGUGGCAGCAAAUGUAAUAUGCCAAAUGAGGGAAGAAACUCGAAAAGAUAAAAUUGUUCCGUACACACUCGCAGUUAAUUCUAACACAGAGAACAUCUUCAAUGAUUGCUUUCUCAGCAAAUUCGAUCUUUUUGCACUUGCUCUGGAUAACGCAGAAGCGCGGCAGUACAUGGACGGACGGGCCGUUAUUCUGAAGAAGCCUCUGUUUGACGGUGGAACCUUGGGAACGAAGGGCAACGCACAAUGUGUAAUUCCUUAUCUGACGGAGAGCUACUCAUCAAGUAGAGACCCGCCCGAGAAAGAAAUCCCGCUUUGCACGGUGCGAAACUUUCCACACCUGAUCGAGCACUGUAUUGAGUGGGCUCUCACACAAUUUCAAACGCUCUUUACCGAAGUAAAGCAGAACAACAAUUCGGAUGAAUCCAGAAGUGCAAACGUGGUAGAUGAGAGUGGCGCGAAAUCAGACGAAGUCAAGCUUGGCGAGAAUUUGCUCGAAUAUAUCGGCCAAAACCCGCCAUGCUCAAAGAAGGAGUGCAUAAAAUAUGCGGUGGAGCUGUUCGUGUGCUUCUUUAAGACAAACAUCCAAAAGCUCAAGGAGCUGUUCCCUGAAGACCAUAUCACCGAGGAAGGACUGCGGUUCUGGGAGCCGCCCAAGAGGGUGCCAACAGAAAUAGAGUUGUCAGAAGGUGAUGAACUGCAUUUGCUGUUCCUGUUGAGCUGCUCCAACCUGCUGAGCACGUGUUACCUUGAUGGUAGGAAAGUUACGAAAGAUGAUUUUUGUGACGACAUGGAUGAGGAGCCAUGCGACAACAUUCAGAAGAAGAAGAUCAUCUUUGAGAAGGAUGAUGAUAGGAACUGGCACGUAGACUUUGUCUAUGCUGCAUCCAACCUCAGAGCGCAGAACUACAAGAUAAAGAAUGCGGAAAGACUGGACGUGAAACGAAUAGCAGGCAAGAUAAUACCAGCGAUUGCAACAACUACUGCAGUGGUGAGCGGGCUUAUUUGUAUAGAAAUGUACAGGUACCUGUUCAACAAGGAUAAGCUGUCCGAGAGUCAUGAGAAUGAGGUAAAAGAAGAUGAGCUCCAAUUCAUCCAAAUAAGACGCAAAAGCGAGAUUAUCUUCAAAAAUUCGUUUAUCAAUCUUGCUUUACCGUUUAUCGCACACUCCGAGACUCUGCCGCCCAUUGAAUUUGAGUGCAAACUUUUCAAUAAAAAGUUUAACCUCUGGGAUCAGUUGGAAGUGAAGGACUGCACUAUUGAGCAGUUCAUCCAAAUGUUUGCCGACGUGACAGUAGAGAUGAUCAGCCACGGCAAUAAACUGCUCUACUGCUCGUUCUACGAUAUGGAGAAAAACGAAAGGUAUUACCGUAAAAAUAUCAUGAGUACCGCCGAUGAAAACUGUGAUUUUGUGGUGCUGGAUGUUCUAUUUGAUGUGGAGUGCGAUCAUUGCAUGAAUAUUAUUGUGAAGCGAUGA